CGUUAGUGACGCUGCGGCCGGAGGAGGAAGUAGAGCACCGCGCUUCAGCUGCUCCACUGUCACACACACCGAGCUGCUUCAGGGGGACGAGCUGCAUCAGGGGGACGAGCUGCUGCACCGCCAUGACCGAGGGAGACAACAAGAGCGCCAACAUGCUGGCUCAGGAGACAGCCCAGCUGGAGGAGCAGCUGCAGGGCUGGGGGGAGGUGAUCCUCGCCGGGGACCGAGUCGUGCGCUGGGAGAAGCCCUGGUUCCCUGGAGUCCUGAUGGGCGCCACCACCCUGCUCUUCCUGAUGAUUUACUACCUGGACCCCUCAGUGCUGACUGGGCUCUCCUGCACCGUCAUGCUGCUCUGCCUGGCGGAUUACCUGGUGCCCACCCUCGCUCCCAGAGUCUUCGGCUCCAAUAAGUGGACCAGUGAGCAGCAGCAGCGUUUCCAUGAGAUCUGUGGAAACCUGGUGAAGACCCAGCGUCGGGUCGUGGGCUGGGGGAAGCGUCUGUGCGCCCUCAAGGAGGAGAAGCCCAAAAUGUACUUUGCCUCCGUGAUCAGCGGCCUGCUGGCAGUGGCCUGGAUCGGACAGCAGGUGCACAACCUGUUCCUCACCUACCUGAUUGUGAACUUUCUGCUGCUGCUGCCUGGCCUCAACCAGCACGGCGUCAUCACCAAGUACACCGCCAUGGCCAAGAGGGAGAUAAACAAGCUGCUCAAACAGAAGGAGAAGAAGAACGAGUAAACGAAGAGGGGAAUCUCAGAACGAUGACUAAGACACAAAAUGGAAGUUUUGAGGAAGGGCCUCGUUUUCUCUCGUCUCCGUCGCAGAGCGAGACACUUUUUUUCUUUUCUUUUCUUGUGCUGAAUAAGUUUCACUUCUCUCUCUAGCUCACUAUUUGACAUUUCAUCACAUUUUUUUUUCUUCUCAUGAAUUUGCCAUGCAUGCAGCCACAUGAAGGUUCUGACACGUUUAUCUAAAGCACUGAAACAUUCUGCAGCACGUCACACACAGUUUAAAUCCUCCUGUCUUAUUUUAAACGUGAUUUUGUUUUAAGAUGUUAGUGAUGCUUUUAAGCCAUUCCCUCUUCAUGGACUAAGUGACUACUGAGCAGUUUUUGUAGCAUUACUGCAUCAUAUUCUCGGAUUCUUCACGGUAGUGUUUAUUUUCCUCAGGACAGUUUUUGUCAGAACAGGUCAUUAGUGUUUUUUGCUUUAUUUGUAUUUAACUUGGCACUAAAGCAGAACUGGAUUUAAAGCUGAGCUCCUCAGGAGCUCCACCGUGUCUAGAUGCAGACAUACUGCUGUACUGCUGCUAGCUGGACCCGAGUCUAUUAGCUCUUAUAUAAAACCACACAGUGUUAAUGGUGUGGGCUGUUUCUGUGUAAAUAGACCUAUCUCCCCCCCCCCCCCCCCCCUCUCGGUCCCUGUCAGUCAACCUUUUCUCUAUUCUCGUUAUUUAUGUUAUUUCCUCUUCAGUCUGAUCACUGUCUGUCAGCUCAUUUCAUUAUUUGUCUUUAUUGGAGAUCUUAUUAAAAACGAUUAAAGUUUGAUUUAAGUGAAAA
Pleuronectes platessa (European plaice) is the source of this 1554-nucleotide messenger RNA. RefSeq names its product ADP-ribosylation factor-like 6 interacting protein 1 (gene arl6ip1). Bases 123 to 734 code for a protein of 203 amino acids. Lineage: Eukaryota; Metazoa; Chordata; Actinopteri; Pleuronectiformes; Pleuronectidae. The transcript is spliced from 6 exons. The record is from RefSeq and is a predicted model, not a curated record.